AUGCCGCCAGAACAGACACUCCGACAGAUUCUCAUUGGAUUCAGUUUGACCAUGUGCAGUGUCUCAGACGGGUUGAUAUUUGGUCAGAUGUCUGGUAUGAUAGAUGCUCUGAGUAAAGAAGACAACGAUGUACCACUCACACAAGAUGAUAUUUCAUGGAUAGCUUCUAUAAUAAACAUCGUGUGUAUAUGUGGCUAUGCAGUUGUUGGAGUACUAAGUCAAUGUUUGGGUCGUCGGAAAGCAAUAACAGUUAUUACUAUACCAGUCUGCCUGGCGUGGAUUCUAGUAUAUUUAGCUCACGAUAAAGUCACUUUAAUCAUCACCAGAAUAAUUCUUGGAAUUAGCUUCGGUGGUAUCCUAUUUUUAAUCUACGUUAAUGUUGCAGAAUAUAAGUCUCCGGGCGUCAGAGUUCUUUGUCUUAACUUGAUAUCUGGCGUUGGUACUCUUAUUGGAAUAACAGCUGGUCAUUUGUUAUGUAUAAUUCUUCAUUGGAGGCAAGUAGCAUUGAUUGCCAUCAUACCGACGGCUUUAUCUGCUUUCUUACCUCUAUUUUGGGUUGAAAGCCCCGUGUGGUUGGCUACUAAGGGACGUUUUGUAGAAUGUGAAGAGGCAUUUUGGAAAUUACACGUUUUCUCGGAUUCAUCUGAAAAUGAGCUGAAACUUCUUAUAGCCUAUGAAAGAAAAAAACAGAGCGAACAGUUGCAAGUGGCCGUAUUCUGUUCAGUACCUUAUUAA
Molecule: messenger RNA, 735 nt
Organism: Danaus chrysippus (African queen)
Lineage: Eukaryota; Metazoa; Arthropoda; Insecta; Lepidoptera; Nymphalidae
Source: the annotation of a GenBank genome assembly